Messenger RNA from Sebastes umbrosus (honeycomb rockfish), 3481 nucleotides. It is a transcript of the gene clip1b, whose product is annotated as CAP-GLY domain containing linker protein 1b. Gene Ontology annotation, molecular function: microtubule plus-end binding. Lineage: Eukaryota; Metazoa; Chordata; Actinopteri; Perciformes; Sebastidae. The coding region runs from base 237 to 3077 and encodes 946 amino acids. The transcript is spliced from 23 exons. The record is from RefSeq and is a predicted model, not a curated record. Gene Ontology annotation, biological process: positive regulation of microtubule polymerization; cytoplasmic microtubule organization. Gene Ontology annotation, cellular component: nucleus; cytoplasm; microtubule plus-end.
GGAUGACGUCAUGGGGCUGGGCUGUUGGAGAAGAAGAAGAGCUGGAGAACAACAUCAUGAAACAUCAUGUAACUAACUAACGGUUUAAAGAUCCUCUCAUCCACCAGACAUCCUCUACUGAGACUCUAUUCACCCGCAGAGAACAAGUUCCUUCCCAUCACAUUGGGACUUUAUAUGGGGUGGUGGGGAAGGCCUAGUCCCCCACCUUGAUCAGGUCCCCGCCAAACCGGGCAGCCAUGGACAAACAAGGAGCCAUGAGUACGCCAGGCAAGGUCAGCGGGCUCAAACCCCCCAGCAAAAUAGUCCGUCCAUCUGGGGUGCCAUCAUCAAAGACGUCUCCAUCCUCUGGUGCUCCGAAGCCAGUCCCUCCAGAGAAGUCCCCCGGCGGUGUGACCUCCCCGACCCAGGACGGGAGCGCGGACUUCCAGGUCGGAGAGAAGGUCUGGGUCAACGGCAACAAGCCCGGCUUCGUGCAGUUCAUCGGGGGCACGCAGUUUGCUCCCGGGCAGUGGGCGGGGAUUGUGCUGGAUGAGCCCAUCGGGAAGAACGACGGGUCGGUGGCGGGGGUCCGGUACUUCCAGUGUGAGGAUGGGAAGGGGAUUUUCACGAGGCCUUCAAAGCUGUCCAAGACUGCACUGCCUGAGAAGGAGGCCAACGGGGGGCAGACCAGUCCAGCACCAGCAGCAGCACCAGCAGCAGCACCAGCAGCAGCACCAGCAGCAGCACCAGCAGCCUCUGCCACAAGCGAGCCUGCACCUGCUGGAACUCCCACACCUGCUCAAGGCACCGGCAUAAGGACAAGCGCUGCACUCAACCGAAUGCUCACAUCCAGCGAGUCGGUGUCUAACGUCUCCGACACCGAAUCCAUGAAGAAGAGGAGGGAGCUGAGGCUGGCAGACCGUGUGCUGGUUGGUGGUAACAAGGCAGGAGUAGUGCGGUUUCUGGGAGAGACAGACUUUGCCAAGGGGGAGUGGUGUGGAGUGGAACUAGAUGAACCGCUUGGCAAGAAUGAUGGAGCCGUAGCAGGGACCAGAUACUUCCAGUGCAUGCCCAGGUACGGCCUGUUUGCUCCGGCCCACAAGGUGACGCGUAUCGGCUUCCCGUGCACCACGCCGACCAAGGCGAAGAGCUCACGGAGGAAGUCCACCCUCAAGAGGAGCCCGAGUGCUUCCUCCAUCAGCUCGCUCAGCUCCGCCACCUCCUCCAUCAGCGGCAAACCCAGCCGAGCAGGACUGCUGACGGAGACAUCUGCUCGGUACGCUCGUAAGAUCUCCGGCACCACAGCGCUGCAGGAGGCUCUGAAGGAGAAGCAGCAGCACAUCGAACAGCUGCUAAUGGAGCGAGACCUGGAGAGAGGCGAGGUGGCGAAGGCUGUGAGCCAUGCAGGAGAGGUGCAGCAGGAGAUGGUUCUGCUGAGGAAAGGACGGGAUCAGUACUCAGUGGAGAUGGAGGCAAAGUUGGAUCAGCUGCGUUCGCUGGUGGAGGCGGCAGAUCGAGACAAAGUGGAGCUGCUCAACCAGCUGGAGGAGGAGAAGAGAAAAGUGGAAGAUCUGCAGUUCAGUGUGGAAGAGGCCUGCAUCACCAGAGGAGACCUGGAGACGCAGACCAGACUGGAGCAUGCCCACAUAAAGGAGCUUGAGCAGAGCCUGCUCUUUGAAAAGACCAAAGCUGAAAAACUCCAGAGGGAUUUAGAGGACACUAGGGUGGCCACGGUGUCUGAGCGCUCCAGGAUCAUGGAGCUGGAGAGGGAGGUGGCCGACCUCCAGCUCCGGCUCCGGGCAUCCCAGCAGAAGGAGGACGCUGCGUCUCUGUCCCAGCAACAGAUCAGCAGCCUCAAGGCCCAGGCACAGUCUCAGGAGAAAAAGAUCAGUGAGCUGAGUGUCGACGUGGAGAGCAAACAGAAAGAGCUUCAGUCUGUGCAGCAAGAUAAGAGCUCGCUGGAACAGCAGCUAACCAGCCUGAGACAAAAACUGGAGACAGCUGAGGAGGAGAGCAGGAAGACAGCGAAGACAAUGCAAGAACUGGAGCAGAGUGUGGAGCAGUCGAAGAAAGACGUUAAAACCCUGAAAGAGGAGAGUCAGUGCAGAGAGAAACAGCUGACACAGGCUACUGAAAAGUCAGAGAGGACGGCGCUGUCGUUUGAGCAGCUGACCAAUGACAAUAAGACACUGCAGACACAGCUCGAGGCUUUAAAACAGCAGAACUCCAAAUACCAGGAGGAGCUCAGUCUGUCGAAGGAGCGCAGCGGCUCAGAGAACCAGCGAAUCGGAGUCCUCUGCAAGGAAAUUGAGGAGCUGAAGCUGGCGUCCCAGAAGUCUCAGCAUCUUGAGGAGCACAAUGAGGAGCGUAACAGUCAACAGCCAGACAUGAAGACCAGAGAAACCUCUAAUCAGGAAACGGAGGGCGGAACAAACUUCCAGAAAUCCACUGGAGCCUUAAUCUCAGACAGAGACCGGGAACUGGAAACUCUGAGGAACGAGAUCGCCGUGCUACGGGGAGAAAACGCCAUGGCCAAGACGCUGCAGUCGGCCGUGGAGACGUUGGACAGAGACAAAGCUCACCUGCAGAGCCGCGUUCGUAGUCUGGAGCAAAGGCUCAUGGGAACGCAGGCCUCGGAGGGAGAAGACAGGGACGCUCCGUCUUCAGGCGAUGCAGCUCUGGAGCAGCUGAGAGAAGAGAAGGAGUUUGCUGAGGGGCAGGUGAUCUGUGUCUCCAUUCGUCUCCGUCAGAUCAACUUCCUGAACAGCGUGAUCGUGGAUCUGCAGCGGAAGAACGAGGAGCUGAAGAUCAAACUGAAGAAGCUCGCUCUGGCUGAGUUUAACGGCAACGACGGGACUGAUGGGUUUGUUGAAGGUGUGUCAAAGCGGGAAAAGAAGGCGACUCCACGUCUAUUCUGCGACAUCUGCGACUGCUUUGACCUCCACGACACAGAGGACUGUCCCACUCAGGCCCAGAGCCCCGACUCCGUACCUCACACCACCUAUCACGGUAACCCGGCCGACGAGAGGCCCUACUGCGACAUCUGCGAGGCCUUCGGACACGCCACCGACUCCUGCAACGAUGACCAGACCUUCUAGUAGCUCCAAAAACAAACUCCGUACCUGCAUUUUAAAUCCUUCUCUUUCCCCUUAAACACACCUUUUACUCUCCCGCAAUCCAGCCCGACUAAAAUCCCUUCAGAUUUUUUCCAUAUUGUAUUUUUAUACUGUAUUUAUGCAUAUCACUGGUAGCCACCGUCCUGAUCUGAAUCCUUUACUCUGUAAAGAUAAUGCAGAAUGCUCGUCCAAAUAUGCUGCUUUGGUGCAAUAUCGAUGUUUAUAACAAAAAGGAAUCCGUCCUCUGCACUCGUCGUUUUUAACGUGUUUUAAGUUUGUUUCUAAAAUAACAGUAAGUGUUGUCUUUUGGGCUUUAUUUGUUAUCUAGCGGAAAAAAACGAUGCAACUUUUAAUGAAGCACAGUUGAAAAGUGAAGGGAAAAUGAA